UAAAGUUGUGGCGAAGGAUUUACACAAGGACGAUGAUCUUGACUCCUCUAACAAUGCUGGGCCAAGAAGGAAGAAAGCUGUUAUUCUUUUAAGCGCAAAUCGCUCGCAGACAAUUGGAGUCCUUCUUUCUCAUCUCAAAAUCCCGCAUGAUGACUUUCGGAAAGCGAUAAUGUCUUUAGACACGCGAACGCUUCAGCCAAAUUUUGUAGUGCAGCUGAUGAGACUCUUGCCAACGGAUCAAGAAGUUGCUGCCUUACAAUCAUAUACUGGACCAAAAGAGGACUUGGGAGUGGCAGAGCGAUUUUUGUUUGAGCUACUUUGUAUACCUCGCCUAAAGCCUCGCUUGCAGUGCUUUGUCUUUAUCCUUGAAUUCAACGCAAGAUUGCAUGAUCUAUCAGAGAAUGUAGAGGUCUUCAGCUACGCAAUUCAUGACAUCAAGAGAUGCACCUCGCUCGUCAAAGUGCUGGAAAUCGUGUUGGCCCUCGGCAACUAUAUGAACGGCCAGGGACCGAAAGGAGGAGCCUACGGUUUCAAGCUUGAGUUCUUGACCAAGUUGGCCGACACCAAGACUUCAGAUAAUAAGAGCACUCUCUUGCAUUACCUGGUAAACUUUGAAAGCUGUU
Molecule: messenger RNA, 623 nt
Organism: Guillardia theta CCMP2712
Lineage: Eukaryota; Cryptophyceae; Pyrenomonadales; Geminigeraceae
Exons: 7
Source: RefSeq, a predicted model, not a curated record